GUAAUUAUUAGAAUAGAUCAGUUGUAUGUGACACAGUAAACUAACAUUAAAUAAAUUCAUAUUUACAUUCUUAUUAUUAUCAUAGUAUUAUAAUUUUUUAUAGCGUUUUGUAAGCACAAAAGCAACCGACAUGCCGCCAAAACGAAACCGAGCCUCGAAGGCAGAUUCUGCAGAAACGAAAAAUGAAAAGAAAAGUAAAACAUUGAAGUCAGAAAAAACAUCUAAUAAAAGAUCUAAACGUAGUGCAAAUGAUAUUGAAGAAUCUGUACCAAAGCGUGCUAAAACAGAAUCAAAACCAGUAAUAAAUAAAACAGACACAGAUUUGAGUGAAAUUAAUUUUGAGUGCUCAAAAUUGAAUGCAGAAGGAAAUAAAUAUAAUUUAAAAAUUACCAGUUGGAAUGUUUCUGGCAUAAGAGCAGUCAUUAAAAAAAAUGGAAUCAAAUAUAUCUUGGAAGAAGAUGCAGAUAUAGUUGCAUUACAAGAAACUAAAUGUGAUGAAGAGAUUAUUUAUAUGAUACAAAUAGGUACAAAAUCAGGAUAUUGUGGAGUUGCAUUAUAUUCCAAAGAAAAACCAAUUAAUGUACAAUAUGGUUUAGAUCAUUCUGAAUUUGAUAGUGAAGGCAGAUUAAUUACUGCAGAAUAUCCAAAUUUCUAUUUAAUUAAUGUUUGUAAGUUAUUCAUAUUUGGUACAAUUGAAAAUUUAUGUAUAUUAUUUAUUAUAUUCUAUUAUUAUAUAAUGCCUGUUAUUAUUUGUGGUGAUAUGAAUGUUGCUCACCAAGAAAUAGAUCUCACAAAUCCUAAAACAAAUACAAAAAAUGCUGGAUUUACCAAAGAAGAACGAGAAGGUAUGACUGACUUUCUAACUGCAGGAUUUGUGGAUACAUUUAGAGCUCUGUAUCCUGAUAAAACAGGUGUAUACACAUUUUGGUCAUAUUUUGCUAAUGCACGAAAUAAAAAUAUAGGAUGGAGACUAGACUAUUAUUUGGUAUCAGAGCGAAUUAAAGAUAAAAUUUGUGACAAUGUUAUAAGGGAUAAAGUGUAUGGCAGUGAUCAUUGCCCAAUUGUACUUUAUAUUAACAUAUAA
This is a messenger RNA of Habropoda laboriosa, 1084 nucleotides long. RefSeq names its product exodeoxyribonuclease (gene Rrp1). Gene Ontology annotation, cellular component: nucleus. Lineage: Eukaryota; Metazoa; Arthropoda; Insecta; Hymenoptera; Apidae. Gene Ontology annotation, molecular function: DNA binding; double-stranded DNA 3'-5' DNA exonuclease activity; endonuclease activity. Gene Ontology annotation, biological process: base-excision repair. The record is from RefSeq and is a predicted model, not a curated record.